Nannizzia gypsea CBS 118893 is the source of this 1158-nucleotide messenger RNA. RefSeq lists its product as hypothetical. The record is from RefSeq and is a predicted model, not a curated record. The transcript has a single exon. Lineage: Eukaryota; Fungi; Ascomycota; Eurotiomycetes; Onygenales; Arthrodermataceae. The coding region runs from base 1 to 1158 and encodes 385 amino acids.
AUGCGAUACGCACAAUCUGCCAUCUCUUGUCUCCAAAACCAGGAUGCUGUGAUAGACGGACCUGCUCCUCACCUUACGGAGUUCGAGCAUAUUUUCUUCCCCCGCCUUGCCUGUAUGAGCAAGACUCAUUUGGAGGCAUGGAUUUUCGAUGCUGUCGAUCUGACAACAAAUAACGUUGCUGUUACGAUGACGUUUUUCCGGGACGGAACGCAAGCAGCUUUAGGGAAAUGCCCAAUUCGUACUACAUUUCGAGCCAGCUUGCCGGAUGGAACUAAGAUAGCGGGUGAACUUUUUGCUAAAGAAAGCACUGUCGAAGCCAAUCAAGAGACAGGAAAGAUCAUAGGGAAAUGGGUAGGAGAGAACAAAGAGGGCGGGCACGGCGAUAUACCAUGGGCACAGUAUGAAGUGCCGUUUGAUAUGUCUGAGGCGACUGUUACAAUCAAUCUGCCUACCGUGAGAGGGACCCUUAUUCUUCAACAACGUGGUGGGAGAAACCUUGAAAAUUCCGCAGAACGUCAGUUGAUGGGGCCCGGCCUAUCUUGGGUUCAUUCAAUUCCUCGUGCAAAAGCAAUUGCGGACUUCACUUUUACUCAGGAUGGAGAAUCCAAACAACUGCAAUUCGAAGGAUAUGGCGGCACAGAUUAUUGUCGUUCUACCGAACCUAUGCAAGAUAUGAUGGAAGGCACUACUUAUGUCCGAGGCCACGCAGGCCCCUACACAUUUGCGCUAUUCCGUCUUUUCAGUCGUCUGCAUCCUGGCAAAACGUACACUAGGGCUACCUUGGUGAAAGAGGAUGAAAUACUUUUCGAAAUGGUCUCGGACGACCACGUCUCCUUGAGUGAGGACUACUUAUCAUUCCGUUCUACCUAUAGCGGAAAACUCAGAGGAAACUAUUCGGACCAUACGACUGGCUACAGAAUUGAUUUUGUAUCUCCCAGUCGAAGCAAGCACUGGUCAUUUGAACUCAACCAUGAGACUCUGUGGUGGAGCAUGCCUACGGAGGCGCCUCCAGCAAAAACAGGGAAUAAUGGCUUCAUGUCAUCGGUAACCGGAGGUGAAAUGUGUGAGUCUGUCCAGCAAGGGAUGGCUACUAUUGUACAUAUUCAGAUGACUGCACUGAAAUCCGAUUAUAAGGGGAUCAGUAACCGCCAGCUGUAG